AUGGAGAACCAACUUAUUGGCACAUCUAAAGAAGCUAAAGUUUUAUACGAUAUCUACAAAUAUUUUGCAACAAUAGAAAGAAGAAACAUAGAAGAAAUAGAAGACCCUGUCAAUAUAAAAAACAUCACAAAACAAGACAUGAUACAAAAAAGGACAGAAAAACUUCUAAUGUCAGAAGAAAUUGUCAUAUCAGAAGAACUUGUUACAAAAGAAGAACAUUUUUUGCAAAAUCCAUCUUUCGAAUUUUUCACGACAGAAGAGCUAGUAAUGUCAGACGAUCUUGCGAUCUUAGAAGAACUUGUCACGACAGAAGAACCUGUAAGAGAAGAACCGAUGUGGAUAGAACAAGAUAAAUUCGAAAUGACAGAAAAAGAUAACCAUGAAGAAACAGAAAAACAAGUAAAACCUAUAACCAGAGACGCAUCAAAUGGUAUUGGAAUAGAAGAAUCUGUAAUAUUAAAGAACACAAAAUUACUAAAAACAUCUGAUACAGUUGAGACAUCCAACACCCACUUGAGGGUACUUACAGAUGACAUACCAGUUAACAUUGGAGAAGAAAGUCCUGCUAAACAAUCUUUAAGUGAAUUUUUAGUAAUUCCGAAAACUCCUAUUAAAAAAGGCUGUAAGAAUCAAGACCAUCGUUCCUUUGUGCUAACAAGCAAAGCAUGGGAGGACGAAGAACUAAAAAAACAAAAUAAAAAAACUGAAGAAAUACAAGCUAAAGAGAACAAAAAACAACAAAGAUUAAAGAUAGCAGAAGAAAAACGUUUAAUGGUACAACAAAAAAAGGCUGAUAACUUAAAGAAAAAGGCUAUUAAAAUAGAAUCUGAAACAUACAAGCAUGCAAAGAGGAAUAAAGAAAAACCAAAGAUCAUACAAAAUAUAUUAAUUAAACCAGCAAAUGAAAAUAUUUCUAACGAAGACCUAAAUAUAGACAAGGACGUAACAAAGCAGGAGACAUAUACCGAUAAACAAGGAAGUCAAAAUAAAAAUAUAACAGAUGAAGAAACCUCAGAAACUUCACAAAAAAUAAAUAAACAGGAAAAGAACAAAGGAAAGCACACAAAGCCGCUGACAAGCACGCAAAUAUUAAAUAUUUUAUUACAGGACGGCGAUUCCGAAGGGCCAAUGACUGUACUAAAUAAUAGUGCCAAUCACUGUACUACAAUGCCAAUGACUAUACAUUUAGGACAAAAAUUGUAA
Messenger RNA from Diatraea saccharalis (sugarcane borer), 1203 nucleotides. Lineage: Eukaryota; Metazoa; Arthropoda; Insecta; Lepidoptera; Crambidae. The record is from the annotation of a GenBank genome assembly.